AAAAGAUUUUAAGUGGAUCUAAAUUGAAGCGCCAUAGAUUUGAAUUUCAACUUCUCAUCAACAAAUUAUUAAAUACUGUUCGUGAUUGGGAGUGUUCGAAUCAUUAUAAUUAUUAUACAGCGCUGCGGUUCCAAAUUAGUUUCAACUCAACUCCCGAAUCUGGCGUUGAGAAGGAAGCUUCCACGAAAGACCACAACCCGAACAAGUAUUGUUUAAUCCUUUCUGUCAAUCAUACGGCAAUUAUAUAUUACAGAAAAUUCCACGCUGGUGUUGAGUUUUCUCUGUGAUUUCAUGUUUUGUAACCUACGUGGUUGAUUGGUUGGUUGGUUGGUUGUUGAAUGGCCUUUGACAGGGCCGUGAAGGGAUUUCCAAUCUGCGAUUCUGAUUGUUCCAUUGAUUCAUGUCUCCCGCGUUUUAAAAUGGUUCUGAAAUCUUGCUUUCUUCAAGACAAAGAACAAAUACAUGGAGCUUGCUGGUGCGGAGCCUGUUGCUAAUGGCGAAUUGGAUGAAUUGGCGAGGGAACCUUCAGCGCGCCUGCUUUUGCGAGAGGCUGGUCUAUCCCGUACACGUUUUCCGGGAAUGGUGAGGAAGAGAGCUUACAUAUUUGAUGGGAAUGGCGACUACUAUAACAAGGAAUGGGAUCUUACUGAGGGUAGGGGAAAGGAGUUUUGUUGGUAUCAUGUAGAACUUCCAAAAGGAAAUCAAAAACUGGCACAAUCUGCUCAAUAUCUCAUUGAUGUUCUUUGCCCACCUUUGAAACUUCAAGAUAUUCUCUCCCUUGUAAGCAAUGGACCCUUUUGCGGACAUGUUGAUGGGGCUCUUGUCUUUAGAGUCAAUUCUCCUGGUCCUGCAUCUAGUGAUUUUACAUUCAGAAUUGCUGCUAGAAUUACUGAGAAUUCUGUCAUCACCGUGUCUUUGGGACGUGUUCCGAGAUUAGGAUUCUCACCGGUUGGUCAGUCUCUUCUCUCGGAGGUUCCUAGUGUGGAGACACCCUCUAACUUUAGAGGUGAGCAGAGAGAAACUGGAGGCAUUGUGAUUAGGGAGCAUGUUCUUGAAUUCUUGUUGACAAUGAAUCACUCGGAGGAGGCUGAUAAUCCUGUGCCAUCAUCCCUCUCAAAUCUUGUUGUUCAUAUUAUUGAUACACAUAUGGAUCAUCUUCAAGACGUUGUGACUAAGCUUGAGAUUGAGUUGGAUUCUGUGGAGCUUGAAAUGGAUAAAGGUGGAUUCGCCUUAAAAAAACAAAUGCUUGAUGAUCGACGAUUCCCCAAAAUGAACCUUAAUUUGCAGCGGCUCCUGCAGGUGAUUGCACAUGGGGAACAAGUCUUUCCACGAGUGAGAGAAAAGUGUUCUUCUAAACAAUGGUUUGCCAGUGAAGACAUCAGUGCACUUGAGGAACUAAUUGGACGAUUAAGACGGUUGAAAGAGAAUGUGGGAUUUAUAGCAAAUCGAGUCACUGCUAUUCAAGCUGGUCUUGAUAGCUGGCAAGCCGAGCAAAUUAACAGGAAACUCUAUUAUCUAUCAUUUCUUUCAAUCAUAUUCUUACCGUUAUCCGUCAUUACUGGAGUAUUUGGCAUGAAUGUUGGUGGAGUACCAUGGACCGAGCAGAGAAAUCCAGAAUUGAAAGAGGGAUUUCGCAACGUUAUGCUUCUCUGCGUCGUAAUGCUACUACUGGUGUUGCUCUGCUUCAGUUUCCCUGCUCUUUAUACCUACUUAGCGACGUGGAAUCGACGUAGAAAGAUGAGAAAGAGCUGGUCUCUCAACAGAAAGUCUUUUCUGAAAAGAACUGUGAGAAAUGGAGUUGAAGACAGGGGAGGAGGCUAUCUUCGGAUUUGAUGAUGUUUGUUCCAACUAUCAGACAAUAGCACUUUCACAAACCCAGCACCUCGGUCUUGAUCUCGAUCUUAGAUUUGUAAGUUAAACCCUUUAACUACCAACGCCUGUCAAAUUCCGAUUAGUCCAUAACUAAUGACAUAUCGUACAUUCCUACUGUAUCAUCCUCCCUUAGCUCGGGAGACUUGAAAGAAUUUGAUUGCAGUUUGUGUCAGGUGAAUGAGGUUAGCCAGUUUUAACCUAACAGUUUUUUUUUCCCUUCAUAUUUGUAAGUUUUUUACAUGUACAGUUUCUUUUAUUCUUUUCUUCUUUUCUUCUUUUUUUGUCCCUUUCCUCAGAGAUUUGUAUUCACAUUGUUAUGCAUUGUUGAUUUUUGGCAGCAUCAAUGCUUUGAUCAGGCCCUCGUCCACCUAGAUUGCUGUACUUGUUAACAUUUACCAAUGAUAUAUUGCAACUCUUAACAAUAUUUUUUUUUGUCGUGGGAUGAAGAAUAUUUGUUGUGGCU
Messenger RNA from Cucumis sativus (cucumber), 2335 nucleotides. Its product is annotated as zinc transport protein ZntB. The transcript is spliced from 6 exons. Gene Ontology annotation, biological process: transmembrane transport; metal ion transport. Gene Ontology annotation, molecular function: metal ion transmembrane transporter activity. Lineage: Eukaryota; Viridiplantae; Streptophyta; Magnoliopsida; Cucurbitales; Cucurbitaceae. Bases 463 to 1833 code for a protein of 456 amino acids. The record is from RefSeq and is a predicted model, not a curated record. Gene Ontology annotation, cellular component: membrane.